Molecule: messenger RNA, 1236 nt
Organism: Aspergillus nidulans FGSC A4
Lineage: Eukaryota; Fungi; Ascomycota; Eurotiomycetes; Eurotiales; Aspergillaceae
Exons: 1
Coding region: 158-1072 (304 amino acids)
Source: RefSeq, a predicted model, not a curated record
GUCGAGCAUUCGUCGAGGUUGGAAGAGGGGGAUUUGCCUCAGCGUCAGAUGUCUCUGGGCCCCGUCCACAAAUUCUCAGCGACCCCGUGUAACGCGACCUGUGCAGGAGGAUCGAAACUGGCGUCCCAAAACCCAAACCUCAACGAAAAUACGGACCAUGGUUCGAGACCUGACUUUUUGGCCGAGAUAUCUUGCGUCCCUCUUGCUUGUGCCUCGCGCCGUCGCCUGGACGCUCCUUUGGCGGAACGAGACCACCACUUCCUCAGUCGAAGACGGGCAAUCGGCCCAAAACUGCACACAAAUAUGGCACGAAGAAGGUAGACAGUUCUCAUGGGAUCCAGAAGGGCCCUGGUGUCUCAAAUUCUACUCAGAUCCAUUAUGCGACUACAGUAACGGAAUCUCCUGCGAGGGCCGUCUCUGGAAACAGCAGGCCACGCAAAACAUCUCCGCAUUCUCGGUCUACCCAAUGCCCGAUUCCUCUGUGACCGCCUUUGGAUUCGCCUCGAGCACAGCUAUUCCCACAACGACCACAGCGGCGACGUCUACACCCACUGAUGCCAAUGCCGAGCAAACACCAGUAGCAGAAACCGCCUCAGGCGGCAGCAGCAGACUUUCGGCUGGUGCCAUCGCCGGUAUCGCCGUCGGCGCCGCUGCUGCCGUCGCUUUGCUCUGUGCUGUAUUCUUCUAUCUUGGCCGUCGUAGCAGACGCAAGGCUGCUGCGGCUGCCGCCGUUGCGGCUACGUCGUUACCUAGAUCCGACUCGCCAUCUGCGGCUCCGCUGAAUACGAGCAGUAGCACGAACCCAUCUUCUCCACCUUCUGAUGAUGUGAGCUCAAGCGCGACCUUGGCAGUUUCGGGUACGGUCGCCGAGCUACCAAAACCACCUAUGGUGGAGGACCAACACGUCUCGCCGCCAGACUACAUUCAGCCACCGAACGGGACCCGAAUGAUUGAGCUGCCGGGUCAGACUCCGGAAGUUGAGCUCAGCAACACACACCAAGUGCAGGAGAUGAGCGUCUCACGCCAGAUCCAGGAGCUUGAAGGGCAUGGGACUGAGAAACGAAGACUAUAGGAUGUCGCUCCGUAUCGCUCUCUUGGUAGAGGUGAACGAUUUUGUGCUUUGCUAUUGGUGCUUGUUAGCGAUGGGCUGGUUACGGAUUCCCUAUUCUUGAAAUUGCAGUCAUGUACGUAUAAGCGUUUAAGCGUCUUCUAUCAAUAUAUACCCAAAAUUUCAUU